This is a messenger RNA of Papaver somniferum (opium poppy), 1879 nucleotides long. RefSeq names its product beta-1,4-mannosyl-glycoprotein 4-beta-N-acetylglucosaminyltransferase-like. Bases 306 to 1397 code for a protein of 363 amino acids. Gene Ontology annotation, biological process: protein N-linked glycosylation; N-acetylglucosamine metabolic process. The record is from RefSeq and is a predicted model, not a curated record. Gene Ontology annotation, molecular function: beta-1,4-mannosylglycoprotein 4-beta-N-acetylglucosaminyltransferase activity. Gene Ontology annotation, cellular component: membrane. The transcript is spliced from 3 exons. Lineage: Eukaryota; Viridiplantae; Streptophyta; Magnoliopsida; Ranunculales; Papaveraceae.
UUGUAAAAUGCAAAUCUACUUGAUUCAUUAAAUAAAGCGAAACCCAAAGUGAAGCUUUUUCCAUGGAACCUUGAACUAAAAAGUACUAAGAAUACCAAACCCAGACCUAGACUUGAAAGAAAGAAUAACAUCAUCAUCAUUUAAGUAGAUUAGGAGAUGAAUCUGAAGCUAUUAUUCAAUCCAACAAGACCCAUGUCUCAGAUUUUAAGAUGAUCGAGGCUAACAUGGAUUCCCAUGGAACAAAAGAUGCCGGUGGCUUUUGUUUCUGACCAUCCGAUUCGCACAUACCUAAAGAGUGUUUUCACAUGGCUGGACGAACUCCCCGCUUCACAGCAAGACGGCCUCCCUCCAAGUCUCUCUUGAUUCUAGUCCUUUUUCUACUUAUCCCUGUGUGUGUCAUCACAAUCUUUAAUCAUGGACAGAAGAUUUCAUACUUUUUUCGGCCACUUUGGGAUGUUGCUCCAGCCCCAUUCAACCAUAUCCCUCAUUACUAUGCUGAGAACGUGUCAAUGUACCAGCUCUGCGCCCUCCAUGGCUGGUCUCUUCGUUCUGAACCUCGUCGAGUUUUUGAUGCAGUAAUCUUCAGUCAUGAGCUUGAUUUAUUGGAACUGAGAUGGCACGAACUCGACCCUUACAUCACUAAAUUCGUCAUUCUCGAGGCAAACACCACCUUCACUGGAAUUCCGAAACCUCUAUUCUUUACCCAAAACCUUGAGAGGUUCAAGUUUGCUGAGGAAAAGAUCGUUCAUAAUGUCUUCUCCGGUCGAAGAGCCGUUCGUGGGGUUUAUGAAGAUCCAUUUGUUCUGGAAUCUGAGCAACGUGUAGCCAUGAACAGAUUAAUACAGCGUUCAGGGAUCUCCAUCGGCGACAUUCUUAUAAUGUCAGAUACAGAUGAGAUUCCGAGCCCUAACACAAUAAAACUGUUACAGUGGUGUGAUGGUAUACCGGCGGUGAUGCACCUGCAACUUAAAAACUUCAUGUACUCCUUUGAGUUCCCAGUGGAUUUCAGCAGUUGGCGUGCCACAGCUCAUGUGUAUGGGCCAAGAACGCGUUACCGUCAUUCUCGCCAGUCGGAUGACCUUCUCUCUGACGCAGGCUGGCAUUGCAGUUUUUGCUUUCGCAGGCUUCAAGAUUUUGUGUUCAAGAUGACUGGGUAUAGUCAUGCAGAUCGCGUCCGGAAACAAGACUUUCUCAACUAUUCGAGAAUUCAGAAGAUUAUUUGCCAGGGGAACGAUCUGUUUGAUAUGUUACCAGAAGAGUAUAGCUUCAAGGAGUUGAUUAAGAAGAUGGGUUCAAUACCAAAGUCAGGUUCUGCAGUUCACCUCCCUGCUUACUUGUUGAAGAAUGCUGACAAGUUCAAGUUCUUUCUCCCAGGAGGUUGUUUGCGGCCCGAGUAAAUGCUGACAAGUUCAAGUUCUUUCUGAACAAACUACAAAGAAGCUCUUUUUCUGUGACAAGCCAUGACAAUAACAAUCCCAGCUGUGGCUGUGAUCCACAAUAAGUGGUGGUGAGGGAAGAAGCAGCAUCAUUUAUUGUCUUUUUGAUAUUCUUUCAUUCAAUUUUCGAACAAAAAACAACAAACCAUACCGACCAUGAAGCUUAAAGGAAGGAACCGACCAACACAAAAAAAAGAAAGGAAGGAAGGAAAAACAUUCACUCACAAUCUCAACAACAUAAACCAUCACUCACCCAGCAGAGACUUGUUUUGACUCUAAAUAUUAUGCACUCAUCCUACUCCAACUACUACGACUCCUAGAUUGGACUUGUAGUUGCUCAGUUUUUAUCAGGACUACUACUACUACUACUACUACUACAGCAUAAGACACUUCAUUAAACUUGAGAUUUGGAGACUGCAACUAUCAGUUCAUAAUCUUUAAGG